Molecule: messenger RNA, 975 nt
Organism: Eucalyptus grandis
Lineage: Eukaryota; Viridiplantae; Streptophyta; Magnoliopsida; Myrtales; Myrtaceae
Product: disease resistance protein RPV1-like
Exons: 2
Coding region: 75-860 (261 amino acids)
Biological process (GO): signal transduction
Source: RefSeq, a predicted model, not a curated record
UUGGCCAUUCUCUGAAAAACCCAGGUAGAGUGAAAACUGGACGACGAAAGAUUGAAUUGAAGUCGGAAACUACUAUGGCUGAUUCCCGAAGCAGAAAACGGAGAGAAGUCGCGCCCAGUUUUGGCCGAGAAGGCGAGUCAAGAAAACAGGAGAAGCUAAAAUCAGGGGCAGAAUCGAGUGUUGCUGAAUUAUCUGACCUCAUCGAAGAUAAACCAGCGAGGCUGAAUCAAGAUGAUGUGAUCCUGAGUUACAUUGGAUCGGAUAGUCCCAUUGGAUUCGUUGGUUCCCUCUGUCGCUGCUUGGAAGCUGACGGAAUUCGCGUUUUCAGAGUUGGCGACAUCCCAUCUAUUCUACCCGAAGAACUUCGGCUAUCGGUCUCCAGCUCCAACAUCUACAUACCUAUCUUUUCAACAGCCUAUGCUAAUAGCCCUCAGUGCCUUGAGACGCUCGCACUCAUGGUAGAGCAUUCGUCUAGAUCAGGAGGGAAGAAAGAGAUCCUGCCCGUUUUCUACCAUGUGGAACGGUCUGAUGUGCAGCUGGACCAAAAAUCACGCUACAGAGACGUCCUGGACGAGCACAAGCAGGAAUUUGGGGGAGAGAAAGUCAAGCUGUGGGAGACGGCUCUUGUGGGGGCUGGUAAAAUCAAGGGAUGGGAACGAAGCUCAUAUAAAAUUGAAAAGGAACUUAUCACAGCCAUCGUUGGAGAAAUUUUGUUUAAGUUGAUGAUAGCACACAAUCAUGUGUCUGAGGAUCUAUCCACUGGUGAUAAUCCCAUGUUAUCUGACAGGACCUUGGUAUAUUUCUUCGCUCACAUUCUCUUCUCGUCUCGAGUACUCUCUCCUAAAGACUGUAACUGUUGAUGAAGCUAGUUUCAGCUCGAGUGUGUUUUACAUCAAAUAGAUAAAAAGUCUAAUUACCACGAAAUAUUUUUACGUCAUUUUUACAGUCGUUGUAAAGUUAGAAUAUGAUAUAAAA